GGAUGUUAAUCAUGUUGGUGUCGCUGCUGGUAGAAGACACCAACGGUACAGUGAGUCUACUGAGUGUUUUGUACGCUGCAGCAUCUUUGACAUACCUCAUUCUGAAUACGGGCAUUCGUAAAAUAUUGGUGUUUGACGUUUGUCGAAGCGCACUAUUAACACUAGCUGGGACACUAUUAUUUCACUUCAUGGCAAUUUUAUUUGGAGCACCGCUUGUAAGGAGUAUAGAACGUACUGCUAGAUUCUCUUUACUUUUGUCUCUCAUGACUGUCACUCCUGCGAGCGUCUUUCUCAAAUUUGACUCCGACAAAUGGUUCAGGCUUUUUCUAUUGUGGAGGCCACUGACAAUGGGCGAAAGAUUACUGAUUGUGUCUAGUGUUGGAGCGGUUGUUGGUGCAUGGCUUGGAGCAUUUGUGAUUCCAUUGGACUGGGAGAGACCAUGGCAGGUAUGGCCAAUUUCAUGUGUGGUGGGUGCUGUGGCUGGCCACUUGGUGGCGUGUACAGUAGGUGCUAUAGGAUUGCUAGCUUACAAAUUCUAUUGUAGAGAAAGAACAAAGUUGCUGUAAAUAUUUGGUAGUCU
Messenger RNA from Corticium candelabrum, 580 nucleotides. RefSeq names its product phosphatidylinositol-glycan biosynthesis class F protein-like. The transcript is spliced from 5 exons. The coding region runs from base 3 to 566 and encodes 187 amino acids. The record is from RefSeq and is a predicted model, not a curated record. Gene Ontology annotation, biological process: GPI anchor biosynthetic process. Gene Ontology annotation, cellular component: endoplasmic reticulum membrane. Lineage: Eukaryota; Metazoa; Porifera; Homoscleromorpha; Homosclerophorida; Plakinidae.